CUCCCACACAUUUAAAACCACACCUUCCCUCCCCUGAAAAACAGUUGCAGAGAGCACGAGAGAGAAACUCAAUACUUCUCUACAGAGAGAGAGAGAGAGAGAGACGUAUAGAUUUUGUAAGCCCAUGUCGCCGCCGAAGCCAACCACCGACACAACCUUUCCAUCAGUGACGACGUGCGAUGUUUCCACCGUGGCGAACAGUUCCGUAGCGGCGGACCUCGACGGAACCUUACUGAUCUCUCGCUCUUCCUUUCCUUAUUUCAUGCUUGUGGCCAUUGAAGCCGGUAGCCUCCUACGCGGCCUCUUACUUCUCCUCGCCUUCCCUAUUAUCGCCGUCGCGUACAUCUUUGUCUCCGAGGCUCUGGCGAUUGAAAUUCUGAUUUUCAUAUCGUUUGCUGGACUGAAAGUCCGAGACAUCGAGUUAGCCGCACGCGCUGUGCUUCCAAGAUUCUAUGCCUCCGAUGUGAGGCAAGAGAGUUACGAAGUGUUUGAAAAGUGUAAGAGAAAAGUGGUGGUUACUGCGAAUCCAACAAUAAUGGUUGAUUCGUUUGUGAGGGACUUUUUGGGUGGUGAUAAGGUGUUGGGGACGGAGAUCGAGGUGAAUCCUAAGACGAAGAAGGCGACAGGGUUUGUGAAGAAGCCAGGGGUUUUGGUGGGGAAGUGGAAAAGAUUGGCGGUGUUGAGGGAGUUUGGGGACGAAAAGCCUGAUAUUGGGUUGGGGGAUCGGGAAUCUGAUCAUGAUUUCAUGUCCAUUUGCAAGGAGGGCUACAUGGUGCUCCCUAGCAAAUCAGCUGUUCCAGUGCCACUUGAUCGUCUGAAAACUAGACUAAUCUUCCACGAUGGCCGCUUGGUCCAACGCCCGACCCCACUGAAUGCACUCGUCACCUACAUCUGGCUGCCAUUUGGAUUUGUCCUCUCUUUGAUUCGUGUUUACUUCAAUCUACCUCUCCCAGAACGCAUUGUACGCUACACAUAUGGCAUGCUCGGGAUCAACCUUGUGAUCCGUGGUAACCCACCUCCUCCUCCAUCAACCGGGUGUGCUGGUAACCUCUAUGUAUGCAAUCACCGUGCAGGGCUUGAUCCCAUCGUGAUCGCCAUUGCACUUGGACGCAAAGUUUCGUGUGUGACAUACAGUGUAAGCAAGCUCUCGAGGCUCCUAUCACCAAUCCCAGCCGUUGCUUUGACCCGUGAUCGCGAGGCUGAUGCUGCAAUGAUCAAAUCAAUCCUCGAAAAGGGUGAUCUAGUGGUGUGCCCGGAAGGGACCACAUGUCGUGAGCCCUUCUUGCUACGAUUCAGUGCUUUGUUUGCAGAAUUGAGCGAUAGGAUCGUGCCAGUGGCAGUGAAUCUUAAGCAAAGUAUGUUCCAUGGCACGACGGUGCGUGGUGUCAAAUUUUGGGACCCUUAUUUCUAUUUCAUGAAUCCAAGGCCAACCUAUGAAGUCACAUUCCUGGAAAGAUUGCCUGAGGAGAUGACAUGCAAGGCUGGUGGGAAAUCACCCAUAGAGGUGGCUAAUCAUGUGCAGAAGGUUUUGGCUGGUGUUCUAGGCUUUGAGUGCACUCAAUUGACCAGGAAGGAUAAGUACAUGUUACUUGGUGGGAAUGAUGGUAAGGUUGAAUCAAUGUACACCAAGAAGUAAAACUGGCCCUUGGUUGAGUCAUUCUGGUAUCUGCCAGUGGUGUUUUGAUUUCCAUCAAAGGGGUGUUUUAGUAAAUUUGGAUGGUGAAAAACAAUUUUUUUUUUUGUUGGGGGGGGGGGGGGGG
Messenger RNA from Ilex paraguariensis (yerba mate), 1760 nucleotides. The record is from the annotation of a GenBank genome assembly. NCBI's taxonomy places the organism in Eukaryota, Viridiplantae, Streptophyta, Magnoliopsida, Aquifoliales, Aquifoliaceae.